AAUAAAUAAGUAAAUAAAUACAUUCCAGUCUAUUUUUCGUUUCAGAUGUUGUUCCUCUCCAAAGGCCAGAUUCAUCCGGCUACAAAAGGCAUAUUGAAAUAAAAUUUCAAAUAAUAAAGGAUCCUAAUUCUCGUCUUGGUGAAUAUUUGCAUCUAAAUGAGAGAUACUCAAAACUAAUCAUCAUAGAUUAUCAUCGAUCUGAAAAAGCAAGAGGGCAUGAAAUUUGGGCUUCGGGAAAGAAACAUGCUGAAAUCAUGAAUACGAGAUCCAGUUCUUCUGCCACCAUUGAAAAUCUAUUUCACCCUGACAAACAUGGACUAAUUCCACAAGUGGUUGUGUUGCAAGGAGCUGCAGGAAUCGGCAAGACCAUGACAGCAAGAAAAAUUAUGCUUGAUUGGGCCUCUGAGCACCUUUAUCAGGACAUGUUUAACUACAUUUUUUAUAUUCAUUGCAGGGAGAUGAACCUCCAUGCAGACUCAGAGAAGAGUAGUAUUGUGGAAAUAAUUUCUAAACAAUGGCCCAACAGUCAUGCAACGAAAAACACAAUUCAAGAGAUACUGAAUGAUCCAGAGAAGCUCCUGUUUAUAAUUGAUGGGUUUGAUGAAUUAAGAUUUUCAUUUGAUCAGCCUGAAGCCCAGCUUUGUACUGACCCUUGGAAGAAGGAGCCAGUGAGAAUCCUUCUGAGCAGUUUAUUUAAAAAAAAGCUUCUUCCUGAAUCCUACCUCCUAAUCACAACAAGACCCACAGCUUUAGAGCCUCUCAGUCGUUGCUUGGAGUGCUCGCGUUGUGCUGAGAUUUUGGGAUUUUCAGUGGAGGACAGGGUGGACUUCUUCCACAGAUUCUUUCAGGAUGAAGAACAAGCAAAGCUAGCUUUUGGACUUGUAAAACAAAAUGAUACCCUUUUUACCCUGUGCGUAAUUCCCCUUGUGUGUUGGAUUGUCUGCACUGUGAUGAAACAAGAGAUGGAGAGAGGCAAGGAUCUCCAGAAGACACCCUACACCCUCACUGCAGUCUAUAUGCUGUAUCUCUCCAGUUUGUUAAAGUUUCACCAUAAAGAAUCCAAGCAGGAUGUCCGAAUAAAUGUGAAAGGCUUGUGCUCUUUGGCUGCAGAAGGACUCUGGAAACAGGAAAUACUCUUUACGGAAGAAGAUGUCAAGAAGCACUGUUUAAAUCAGGAAGAUUCCCUCCCCCUCUUUCUGAAUGAGAGCAUCUUUCAAAGGGACAUUGAUUGUAUUCAAACCUACAGCUUCAUUCACUUAAGCUUCCAGGAGUUUUUUGCUGCUUUGUUUUAUGUUCUCGAAGAGGGAGAGGAGCAGCAUUCUGAAAAUCUUAAUGAAAAUUUGCAGACGCUAUUAGAACAGGCUCUACAUGACAGGAUUGAUUUAACAGUGACAGUUCGCUUCCUCUUUGGUUUUUUAAGUGAAGAAAAAAGAAUGACACGGUUAAAACAAGAAUUUGGAUGGAAAAUUUCUCCUAAGAAUAAAGAGUUCUUAUUAGACUGGGUGAAAAAUAACAUUAAAAAAAGGGGAAUUCGUUCCUGUCUAGAGGAAGGAAUAUUUCAUUAUUUAUAUGAGACACAAGAUGACAAUUUUGUAAAAAAUGCGUUGUAUGAUGUGACUGCAAUAGAUUAUAAAUGCCACUCAAUUAUGGAGCUGAUGAUCCUGGUCUAUUGUGUACAACACUGCCAGAAUUUGGAGGAUUUCAUGAUUGGAGGCUCUGUAUUUGCAUUGAUAGAGGAAAAACUAUUUCCACUACAAAAUGAGGAAUGGAGUUUACGGGAAAGAUAUAUGGAAGACUUCUUUAAAGCACUGACAGAGCUGAGAAAAUUAAUAACACUGAGAUUUUGGGGAUGGCCCUUAAUAGAGUCCUUCAGCAGGCAGCUUGCUGAAGUCCUCAGAAAAAAACAGAAUUUGAGAAACUUAGAGCUGCGGUUCGACCGUAGAGAUGACAGAGCAAUGGAACUGGUGUGUGAGGGGCUGCAACAUCCAGACUGUAAAGUGGAGAAACUAAGGCUUCAUGGAAUAUGUCUGACCAAUUCCUACAGCAGGCAUCUUGCAGAAGUACUCAGGAAAAAUCAGAGAUUGAGAGAGUUAAUAUUGUACCUCUACACAUCAUAUGAGGAAGCUGUGGAAAUGGUGCUUGAGGGGCUGCAACAUCCAGAAUGUAAGGCAGAGAAACUAAGGCUUGAUGGAGAAUUCAUCACUGCAUCCUGCAGCAGGUAUUUUGUAGAAGUACUGAGGAAAAAUCAGAGAUUGAGAGAGUUAAAAUUGUCCUCUUCCACGACAUUCAACACAGCAAUGGAAAUGAUGUUUGAGGGGAUGAAACAUCCAGACUGUAAAGUAGAGAAUCUAUGGCUUGAGGGAGAAUUCAAUGCUGAAUCCCGAAGCAGGCAUUUUGCAGAAGUACCCAGGAAAAAUCAGAGAUUAAGAGAGUUAAUAUUGUACCUCAGCAAAUCAGAUGAGGACGCUGUGGAAAUGCUGUUUGAGGGGCUGAAACAUCCAGACUGUAAAGUAGAGAAACUUUUGCUUAAUGGAGAAUUCCUCACUGCAUCCUGCAGCAGGCAUUUUGCAGAAGUACUGAGGAAAAAUCAGAGAUUAAGAGAGUUAAAAUUGUACCACUGCCAAUCAGAUGAGAAAGCUGUGGAAAUGCUGUUUGAGGGGCUGAAACAUCCAGACUGUACAGUAGAGAAACUAUGGCUUGAUGGAACGUUCCUGACUGAAUCCUGCAGUGGGCAUUUUCCGGAAGUACUCAGGAAAAAUCAGAGACUGAGAGAGUUAAAAUUGUCUUUCUACAAAUCAGAUGAGAAAGCUGUGGAAAUGCUGUUUGAGAGGCUGAAACAUCUUGACUGCAAAGUAGAGAAACUAUGCUCAGAUGGCAAAAGUGUGGAAAUGAUGUUUGAGGGGCUGACACAUCCUGAAUGUAAAGUAGAGAAACUAUGGGUUGAUGGAAUAUUCCUGACCGAAUCCUGCAGGAGGCAUUUUCUGGAAGUACUCAGGAAAAAUCAGAGAUUGAGAGAGUUAAAAUUGUCUUUCUACAGCUCAGAUGGCAAUGGUGUUGAAAUGAUGUUUGAGGGGCUGAAACAUCCCGACUGUAAAGUAGAGAAACUCUGGGUUGAUGGAACAUUCCUGACCGAAUUCUGCAGCGGGCACUUUCUGGAAGUACUCAGGAAAAAUCAGAGACAGAGAGAGUUAAAAUUGUCUUUCUACAGCUCAGAUGGCAACGGUGUUGAAAUGAUGUUUGAAGGGCUGAAACAUCCCGACUGUAAAGUAGAGAAACUAUGGCUUGAUGGAGAAUUCUUUGAUGAAUCCUGUGGCAGGGAUUUUGCCGAAGUACUCAGCAAAAAUCAGAGAUUGAGAGAGUUAAUAUUGUACCUCAACAAAUCAGAUGAGAAAGCUGUGGAAAUGCUGUUUGAGGGGCUGAAACAUCUUGACUGCAAAGUAGAGAAACUGUGGCUCGAUGGAACAUUCCUGACCGAAUCCUGCAGCGGGCAUUUUGCAGAAGUACUCAGCAAAAAUCAGAGAUUGAGAGAGUUAAAAUUGCCCCUCUUAAACACUGAUGACAGAGCAAUGGAAAUGCUGUGUGUAGGGCUGAAGCAUCCAGACUGUAAAGUAGAAAAACUAUGGCUUAAUGGAGACAUCCAUGCUGAAUCCUGCAGCAGGCAUUUUGCAGAAGUACUCAGCAAGAAUCAGGGAUUCAGAGAGUUAAAACUGUCCCUCCACAAAACCGAUGACAGAGCAGUGGAAAUGCUGUGUGAGGGACUGAAACAUCCAGACUGUAAAGUAGAGAAACUAUGCCUUGAUAGAACCUUCCUGACUGAAUCCUGUGGCAGGCAUUUUGCAGAAGUACUGAGGAAAAAUCAGAGAUUGAGAGAGUUAAAAUUGUCCCUCUGCAACACCGAUGAUGGAACAAUGGAAAUGCUGUGUGGGGGGCUGAAACAUCCAGACUGUAAAGUAGAGAAACUAUGGCUUGAUGGAAUAUUCCUGACCGAAUCCUGCAGCAGACAUUUUGCAGAAGUACUCAGCAAAAAUCAGAGAUUGAGAGAGUUAUUAAUGCACCUCGACAGAUCGGAUGAGAAAGCUGUGGAAAUGCUGUGUGAAGGGCUGAAACAUCCAGACUGUAAAGUAGAGAAACUAUGGAUUGGUGGAGCGUUCUUGAAGGAAUCCUGUGGGAGACACAUUGCAAGAGUUCUCAGAAUAAACCAGACACUGUGUGAAUUAUAUUUAUAUGAUGAGUCCAUUAGUGACAUUGAGGAGAAGCUGCUGUGUGAAGAACUAAAACAUUCAGGACAUAAAUUAAAGAACCUAUGGUUGAAUGAAAAAUGGAUUAGAUGGAAUGGAGAGUGGAAUGACAAGGACCACACGGCUAGAGCCUCCAGUGUAGAUGCUG
Messenger RNA from Python bivittatus (Burmese python), 4386 nucleotides. The record is from RefSeq and is a predicted model, not a curated record. NCBI's taxonomy places the organism in Eukaryota, Metazoa, Chordata, Lepidosauria, Squamata, Pythonidae.